Setaria italica (foxtail millet) is the source of this 1143-nucleotide messenger RNA. RefSeq names its product protein YLS3. Lineage: Eukaryota; Viridiplantae; Streptophyta; Magnoliopsida; Poales; Poaceae. The coding region runs from base 117 to 719 and encodes 200 amino acids. The transcript has 3 exons. The record is from RefSeq and is a predicted model, not a curated record.
CCAUGCCGUAUCACCACCUGCCACUUCUUCCGAUCCUCUCGUUUCCUCUCUAGCUACCUAGCUAGCUCUCUCGCACACAAGCACACACGUGCGCCUCCACAAACGUGCCGGGCACCAUGGCCUUCGCGCACGGCGGCGGUAGGGGCUCGUCGUCGUCUCCGGCGGCGGCGGUGGCGGUGAUGGUGGUGAUGACGAUGGUGCUGGCGGGCGUGGCGAGGGGUGACUUCGCGGCGGACCGCGCGGAGUGCGCGAACCAGCUGAUGGGCCUGGCGACGUGCCUGACGUUCGUGCAGGACAAGGCGACGGCGCGGGCGCCGACGCCCGACUGCUGCGCGGGGCUCAAGCAGGUGGUGUCGGCCAGCAAGAAGUGCAUGUGCGUGCUGGUCAAGGACCGCGACGAGCCGGCGCUGGGAUUCAAGAUCAACGUCACCCGCGCCAUGGACCUGCCAGACAUCUGCAACUACCCCGCCACCUUCUCCGACUGCCCCAAGAUUCUGGGGAUGUCGACCGACGCCCCCGAGGCGGAGAUCUUCAAGGAGUACGCGAAGAAGCACGAGUCCCAGAACGGCACCACCCAGACGGCCGCUGCCACCGGUGCCGCGGGUGGGAAGAGCGCGAGCUCGUCGCCGACGGGCGGGGCCGGCGCCGGGAGCCAGCCCAGCGCGGUCAUCGUCUACCUCGCGUCGGCGCUGCUCGCCUUCGUCUCUGUCCUCGCGUGAUGGACGCGGCGCAUUCAUACCCGGCAGGGGAGAUACUAUACGCCGAUCGGAGUAGAAGAAGACAGAGGGAUAAAGAGAUGAACAAUUGAACAGCAAAAGACACGCGCUCUCUUUUUUUUUUUUAUUUCUACUAGUUUUGUGUGAGAUGUCGAGUUGUGCUGACUGUGCACCAGCGACUCAGCUCGUACUCCCGGGCUGUUGGGACUGUUGCCUUCCAGCCUGGAAUUUUAAAUGUGGUGGGCAGAGACUGUCGAGCUGUCUGUCUGAAUCUGAUCGACUGGCAGGUUGCGAGUUUGGUUUUUCAACUUUUUGCUUAUCUUCUAGUUUCAAGGUUUCGAGUCAUAUUGUGUACAAGCAAUAUUUAGGGUGUGUAGAAGAAAUUACACAUGGAUUGCUUAUGCUAAAAAAAACUUCAAAUUUGUCA